This is a messenger RNA of Oncorhynchus keta (chum salmon), 3231 nucleotides long. RefSeq names its product fibroblast growth factor 12-like. Bases 460 to 960 code for a protein of 166 amino acids. The transcript has 6 exons. Gene Ontology annotation, cellular component: cytoplasm. NCBI's taxonomy places the organism in Eukaryota, Metazoa, Chordata, Actinopteri, Salmoniformes, Salmonidae. Gene Ontology annotation, molecular function: growth factor activity; fibroblast growth factor receptor binding. The record is from RefSeq and is a predicted model, not a curated record. Gene Ontology annotation, biological process: positive regulation of gene expression; positive regulation of protein phosphorylation; cell differentiation.
AAUGCACACGCGUGGACAGACACAGCGUUCAAUUGACUUGGUCGGAAAUCACCCCAAAAUAUCCGAGUUAGCCAUUUUGCCCUACACAAUAUCGACUCACGUACAGUCCGGCCAUUGAUAAACCAGCUGUUCUCACUGGUCACGCUUGUUGAUUACAGAGGCAGACAAACCAGGGGGGAAGAAGAACCACAUCCCGACCAGAACAGCUCUGACAUCUCCCAGAAACGAAGCGUCUCUAACUUCCCUCCCUGAUCAACCUAAUCACAACGGGAGAUGGAGAUCAUUAAAGUAGAUAAAGCAGACAAAGCACCCGGGCCCUCCAAGCUCAUCCCUAAGCUCUUGGACUGAACACCUGCAACUGGAUCCUGGACUGCCUGACGGACCACCCAAGGUGGUGAGGAGCCGCAGCUGAAGGGCAUUGUGACGCGACUGUUCAGCGAGCAGGGCUUCUACCUGCAGAUGAAGCCGGACGGCACCAUAAAUGGGACCAAGGACGAGAACAGCGACUACACUCUGUUUAACCUCAUCCCGGUGGGGCUGCGGGUGGUAGCCAUCCAGGGGGUGAAGGCCGGCCUCUACGCAGCCAUGAAUGGAGAGGGCUUCCUCUACACCUCAGACUUGUUCACAGUAGAGGCGAAAUUCAAGGAGUCUGUGUUUGAGAACUACUACGUCAUCUACUCAUCAACACUGUACCGGCAGCACGAAUCUGGCAGGGCCUGGUACAUGGGCCUCAACAAGGAUGGCGUGGUCAUGAAGGGCAACCGGGUGAAGAAGACAAAGCCCUCUUCACACUUUGUGCCCAGACCCAUCGAAGUUUGCAUGUACAAAGAGCCAUCGCUGCAUGACAUCGAGGAGAAGGGCCGCUCACGGAAAGACUCAGGAACUGAGGCUCCCGCUCUCCUAAACGGAGGAGAAAAAGUGGCGGGCCAGGACUCCACAGGGCAGGACGGUGGCUCAUAGCCUGCACAUUGCCCCAUUGAUUUCUUACACCUUGUUCAACGACAACAACAACGACGAUAAAUGAGAACACAACAAAAUAUAAAAAAUAAACACAUUUUAAAAUCAGGACGUUGAAUUGACAUUUUAUGCAAAAGCCUGAUGCGAGUGUGGCACCAGGAAGCUCAUCCACCUUAUCAUGACAAUGUCAAUGUUUUAAAGUCAAACUCUAAAAUAAGCUUUAUACCAUGCUAGUUCACACAUCUUGAUUUAAUGAAUGCGACAGCACUUUCAUUGUGUUGUUAUAAUCAUGAAUAAGAAUAGUAUUGUAAUUGAUUUUAGGGCUCUAUUCAAUCUGAUCGACUUUUGUCGGCAUACGCAUAGCGGUCGUCUUGGCGGUGUCGGAGAUGGAACUGCGCUAGAGUUGUCAAAUCGACAUGCAGCUCCUGGCAUUAUACCUAAAGCAGACAUUGCCAUUAAGAGAAAUCCCAUGCAGCCUUGUUUACAAGUUCGAACACAGGAAUGUGAGAUUAGGCUGAUAGAAAUCCUCAUAAUUUCGUUUAAAGAUUUUCAAUUUGAGCGUCAUAUUUUCUCUAUAUCCUACACUUUCUCAUUCUGAACUCGGGUGUGGCUUCAUGACAAGGAUCAAGAGCAGCUGCUCACAGAUUUGACAGCUCCAACACAGUUACACCUCCGACACUGCCAAAACAUCAGCUAUGGGGGUGUCGGCUAUCGCCGGUUAAAGCUUGAUCUGAUUGACUCUAGGCCUAAGACUCUUUCCCCCCUCCCUAUCAUUACGAUCAUUUUCCUUUUGGGUUGGAGGAGGGGAGUCAUGGCGGGGUAAAGGCAGGGGGAGGUUUGAGGGUCUCUUCUACAGACACUCCUUUCAUAGGGGAAUAGGCGUGUAUCACAAAUCCUGCUCUCUGAUUUGAUAUGAUGCUCAUUGGGGAUGGGCCAGGGGUAUCACUGGGGUAGGGGGUUUAGCUACCUGUCCAAAGGUAGGCUGGUCACGUGGUACAGUUUAGUAUUAUUGUUAUCCACUUGAGCUGUUAGUGCAGCCACUGUUCUCCUGCACUCACAGAGCAGUCACGCUGGUACAGAAGUUUCUGUGAGACAGACAUAUGUAGAGUUCCGAUACUGUACAGGAGUCAAGGAUUCAUAUAAUUUUUUUUUACGCCAAGAAACAGUGUACAGAGUAUGAAACUCUGAAAAGGAAGUCUUAUUAUUGGUGUGAGGCUUUUUUUUUUUUUAAUAGUUUGUUACAGUAACAGGCAUUUGAACAAAAGACCCAGAAAAAUAUUUGAAUGUGAGCAUUGUGAUGGUCACUCUUGAAGGUCAGAGGUCAAACCCUGAUGUCAGCUUUCAUGAUACUUACUGCUGCCAUCAAAACCUGAGUUCCAUGCCCAGUUAUACCUUCAGAUAUCAUCCAGGAAUUCCUUCAUAUUUCAUUGGGACCUCCACUUAUUAUAGCUAUUUAUAUUUUAGAGUGCUCUACUAAAAGCACAGACUGCAUUCUCGACCAUCCAAAUCAUACAAUGUGUCAUUGUAUGAACCUCAGCAUUCCUGUGUGAUAAUUUGCACUACUGGGAAUCUGUUAUACACUGCCCUAAUUCAUUGUAGACUCUGGAUCCGCUGCUGGGAAUAUCUACACACACUGCCCUAUAUCCUAUUGUCUUAUCUCCAUACUCAUAACAGUUCAACUCAUCAUAACUCACCACAGUCCACCAACACUGGGGGAGAGUUUUUAGAUACAUUCAAAUUAGACUAUUAAGGAGUCAUGAGGUUGUCUCUGAUUGGCUGCUGUGCUGAAGGAGGCCCAACCUGAAGGCGGGGUUCCCACCUGAAUUUUCUUUGUGUAAAUUGGUGAUUUUGCAUUUCAUCGGUAUACUACUACUCCACUAAGGGAAAAAAAUAUCCAAUCACUCCAUACUGCCUCUGAGAAGUCUUCCAUUUGGGUAAAAAUGACACCAGCACUAGGACUACUUGUGUUGGAGGGUUGGGCUCAUUGAAAUUAGGUCAGGUCCAUGGCAUGCAGGCAAUGGUAUGAGGGCAAAAAUAAAAUAUGUACCAGUAUUUUUGGAUGUCUCGUAAAGGAGAUAGGCCCUUUGUCGAUCUCACCCUGACCAUGGAGGGUAAAACUGAAGGGUGAGAUUAAUGCCAUAUUUACGGUAAAUGGUCUUUGUUUGCUAAUGUUUGCUCCUUUAUUGAAACACAUUCAUAUGCAUCAUAUAAUAGAAAAACAUUGCAAAUAAACAGCAGGAUGAAAAAAUAUAAUUGAACAAUAAAAAAGAUUGU